AUCUAAGUCGUAGCUUUGCAUGAUGGAAAGUCGUAAGUCGAGAAAAUGUAGUGCGACCAUUUCCGGUCGGUUGAACCAAUCCGAAAGAGAGAAAACUCUCUUUUACCGUAGUCAUGACGUGAUUAACCGAUACAAUAAUCGGCGUACAGUAAAACACGAUCGACGCUGACUCGACACUCGAUCCUGACCUCGAAAGUCGCUCGAUAAUUCUAUCCACGGUCAAUGCGCGAAAGGAUUAGUGCUGAGUUAUCCUAAGCAUACAUAAUAAACCAUUCGGUAUUGGCGGGUGUAUCCAAGAUUGCUUAUCGAUUUCGUAAUCUUUCAACGUGACUUCAUGACACUAUCACAUUGAAAGCAUCACAAACGACGAUUCUCCUGCUCCUCCGAAUCAGCACGGAGAGACUUACCUUCACCUAGACCUUUCUUUCUCUCGUACGAGAGGGGAUCCACAUAUAAAAGGUCUCUACUGGGUUGGUAUGCCAUCAGAAAGCACAUUUCACUUAACCACUCAGUAGUCGUCUGAUCACGAGAAAUAGUUACAAGAAUAUCAACUUAAAUAGUGACAUGCGUACUUUCAUACUUUUGGGGCUAUUUGCUGUAGCCUUUGCAAAUGUCUCCAAUAGAGAAACAAGAGGUGAGAAACCUCAAAGACCACACCGAGCACCGUUAAAGGGUAAACGUGGAGUUAGCGACUAUCCCUUGGGAUAUUCAUCCGGGGGUCAUUCGUAUUCCUCACCUGUAUAUUCAGCAGUUGGAUCUGGGUAUAAUCUAGGUGGAUCAUCAGGAUCUAUUUCUCUUGGACAUUCUGGUCUACAUAGUUUACAGAGUUUAGGCGGUGGACAUGGUUUAGGAUAUUCCAAUUCUGGAUUAGGAUCUUCAUUGGGAUAUGGAAUGUCUUUGGGUUCUGGUCUGGGUCAUGGUGGAAGUCUUCAAGGUCUCUCAAGUCACAACUCUUAUUCCUUACCGACCAUUAGUUUAGGAUCAAACGGAGGUUCCAGUGAAGGACUCUUCUCUCCUGUAUCAAAGAACGGUCCGGUUACGUUUGGAACUCAUGGAGGAGGUCAAGGAUUGUCAGCUUAUGGAAGUGGAUCGAGCGGAGUUUCCAGUUUGCCUUUAUCAUUGUCAUCUUCCCAUGGCUCUUCUUCUUCAUACAGUCUACCCAGCGUAACCUAUCAAUCAUCCGGUGGUUCUUCCGGAUACACCAUUCCAGCAAGUUCUUCAUCUCACUCAGUAUCCGGAGGACUGGUUCUAGCUUCAGGAUCGUCUCAUGGAGGUUCAUCAUCCGGUUAUACGCUUCCAAUAUCAUCAGGAUCUUCUCAUGGACUUUCUCUAAGCAGCCUAUCUUCCGGUUCCCAUGGUGGAUCUUCUGGAUAUAAUCUUCCAAUAAGUUCAGGAUCUCAUGGUCUUUCCAGUUUGUCCAGCAAUUCAGGUGGCCUAUCCGGUUACUCUUUAACUCCUGUAUCCGCUUCAUACAGCGCACCUAAUUCUCACGUAAGCUUAUCCAUCGGUUCCUCCGACGGAUCUUCCUAUUCUCUCCCAGUAUCAUCCGGAUCUCACUCAGCAUCAGGAUCUUCUAGUUCUGGGUCAUAUUCCAGUGCCGGUUAUUCUCCAGUAUCUUCCGAUGGUAAUUCCUAUUCUUCCAGUGGAAGUUCUAGUUACUCCAGUCCAAGUUCCAGUUAUUCAAGCCCUAGCAGUAGUUACUCCAGUCCUAGUUCCGGUUACUCCAGCCCCAGUUCCAGUUACUCGAGUCCUAGUUCCAGUUACUCUAGUCCCAGUUCCAGUUACUCGAGUCCCAGUUCCAGUUAUUCCAGUCCUAGUUCCAGUUACUCCAGUCCUAGUUCCAGUUAUUCUGCAGUUUCCGGUGGUUAUGCCUCAAGUUAUCCAAGUCCUUCUAAUUCUUAUGGUCCCCCAUCGGAAUCCCAUGGAUCCUAUUCACAUUUGAAUCCUAGAUUUAUCAGUUAUCCAGCUUCCAAAGCAUACGAAGCAUUAGCUUCUGGUAGCUCAAAAUAUGAUACAAUUUCUUAUUCGAGUCCCAAUGGAAAAUAUUAA
Messenger RNA from Polistes dominula (European paper wasp), 2049 nucleotides. RefSeq lists its product as uncharacterized. The record is from RefSeq and is a predicted model, not a curated record. Lineage: Eukaryota; Metazoa; Arthropoda; Insecta; Hymenoptera; Vespidae.